Molecule: messenger RNA, 525 nt
Organism: Ochlerotatus camptorhynchus
Lineage: Eukaryota; Metazoa; Arthropoda; Insecta; Diptera; Culicidae
Exons: 1
Coding region: 1-525 (174 amino acids)
Source: RefSeq, a predicted model, not a curated record
AUGGAACGUUUUUGGACAAUCGAAGAAGAAACUUCGUCACCAUCCUAUUCCGUCGAGGAAGCCGCAUGUGAAGCACACUUCCAGCAAACCGUUUCUCGAAAUCAGCAAGGUCGAUACAUCGUUCGCCUACCGGUGAAACCAGACGUCUUAACUUCACUAGGCGACAACCGUCGCACGGCCGUACGAAGAUUUCGCAUGAUACAACAGCGAAUGGGAACCGAUCCACAACUUCGUAUACAGUACGUCGACUUCAUGAAUGAAUACCACGCCUUGGGACACAUGCAAAAGGUCGACGACUACGAAACACCUCCCAAACCUUGCUACCAUCUUCCGCACCACGCCGUUGUCCGAGAGGAAAGUACGACCACCAAAGUACGCGUCGUUUUUGAUGCGUCGUGUAAAACUAGCCAAGGACGUUCGCUAAACGAUGCACUCAUGGUGGGACCCAUCGUCCAGGAGGAAAUGAGGUCCAUCAUUAUGCGAUCGAGAACCCGCCGCAUCAUGUUGGUUGCUGAUGCAAAGUAG